Molecule: messenger RNA, 5837 nt
Organism: Triplophysa rosa
Lineage: Eukaryota; Metazoa; Chordata; Actinopteri; Cypriniformes; Nemacheilidae
Gene: fmn2a
Product: formin 2a
Exons: 14
Coding region: 26-4135 (1369 amino acids)
Biological process (GO): actin nucleation; intracellular transport
Cellular component (GO): endoplasmic reticulum membrane; cytoplasm; actin filament
Molecular function (GO): microtubule binding
Source: RefSeq, a predicted model, not a curated record
UGUAACUCGAGGCAUUUGAAUCAAGAUGCAAACCAUCCAGACGAUAGAGACACAGCUACCCAUCCUGCGAGAGCGUUUCCACUCCUCCCCUUUCAGAGAGAGACGUACGGAGAGGAGAAAAAGCAGCCUCACAAAUCUCAUCAGAAGACAACAGCAACAGUUAUUUCACCAGCAGCAACACUCAGACUUACAUCAGCACCAGUCCUCACGCUCACAGGGUCGCCCUGCACAUGCUCAGUUAAGCCGCUCUUCCAGCAGCCCGUUAUGCGACCUGACAGAGCGAACAGAUGACAGAGAGGGAGAGAUCGGGAGGCAGGGGGAGCUGUCUCUCCGGCAGUCCUCGGGCGCAGCGUCACAGCUCACAUCAUCGCAGCUGCUGCUUUCCUCUGUGGAGAGAGAGAGAGAUGGAUUAGAGAGAGUGGGGGAGAAGAGAGAGAAGCUGAGAGAAGGGGAGAAGAGAGAGAAGCUGAGAGAAGGGGAAAGUCUAUCCGAACACACACGUUCCCAACAUGGCCUGAUCGCUAAAGGUGUGCGCCUUCUGAGGACCAUGGGAAAUCAAGAGGCCAAACAGAAGAAGUCUGGGGAUGAAGGUGCUGGGGCGAGCGGCGAGGAGCAUGAACACCCCAAGAAGAUUAGGAAGUCCCAUAGCAAAGCCAGCAAAUUAUCAAGCGACUCAAGCAAGAAGAAAUCCAAAUCAGAAGGCUCUAAAGGUUCAGUGUUUUCCAACAUCCGCAUCCGAACGGGGCUGUCCCGGAAAGGGUUAUCCAAAGAGGAAGAGCUGGAUGCUGGGAUUAGGAUUAACAAUGCUGAUUCCAAUGGCAGCAAUAAUGGUGGCAUAUCGGGGGAUGAGCUGGAGGGUCUGACUUCUGACAGUAAGCUCGAUCGAAAGCAACUCACGGCCGAAAGCAGGCAGUCGACUCUAGACACGACGGAAGAUGAAGUCGAAAGAGAGACGGAGGGCUCAGGGUCGGAUACGGACCUCUACAGCUUUCACUCGGCAGCCGAGACUCAAGAUCUGCUGUCGGAUAUCCAGAGAACCAUCAGUCAGCAACAUCAGAUGAGAAGUAUCACCGGGAACCCGAGUUGUGGUGAUGGGGAGAAGGGACAGGUAGGGUCAAAGGGUCAGGAUGAGGUCACAGAUGGUCCUGUUAGUGGAGCUGGAGAGAUGGUUUCUUUUAUGAGUGAACUAGAGAGUGUAGAAAACUUUAAACGUAGUGGAGAUACUGAUGGAGAUGUAUUUAUUAAAGUGGAAUCUAGUGGACAGAAAACUGAUAUUACAAAUAAACAAAACAUGCCGGAUACUAUCACCAAGACAUGUAGCACACAAGACAUCACAGCUGUUUGCAAAUCAACCAGUAACUAUAGUUUUCAGGAUACCACGGCAACAACCACCUCCUACGAGAGUGCAGAGGAUAUUUUUGAGAGUUCGUUACUGUCUUUGCCACUCGAAGACUGUCGCUAUGGUAACAGCACCCUGACCCAAAGCCUAGAGGUUGGCCUAAAUUCAUCCGCCAGCAUUCGGCUUGAUGUCCCCCAGUUCAACCCUAUGUCAAACACCAUGCAACAGAAGAGCAUUAGUAGUGUGGAGCUGAACAUCGAACCGUGUGAAGAUGAUGAAGAAGAGCGAGAGAAGAUCAUCCUGAGAAGACGGAAAAGCAGCGCUGCAUCUUUCACACAGUGGUCAUCUGAGAGUUUUUUGGGCCCUGGGUCACAACCUCGCAGAACAUCCAGUACAAACCUUGGGGUUAAACCAUAUCCCACAAUACAGACCUCGUAUGUUAAGACGACCACCAGACAGCUCACCUCACCAUGCACCACUCCUUCACCCAGCCCGAUGUGCCCUCGCAGGGUCGGAUUAGAGUUAUGCUUAGGUCAGGGGUCACACAAAGCUGGCAGCUGGAGAGCACGGAGACAGAGGUCCUGCAGCAUUGCAGGGCCGGUGGGUUGUCAUGACGAAUGGGAUGAAGCUAUCCACAGUCGGUCAGAAUUUAUAGAAAGAGGCUUUCAGACUAUCGGACCCAGGAAAACAUCAACAAUCUUUCCAGAUGUGUUUGCAGGUCGCUCGCUGUUGGAGAGGUGUCUUAUGCAGUGGGGUUGUACUGAAGGUGACAGUGGCGCACAGGAAGUUGAGAGGUUCUGUUCCCGUAUUUUGCAUCUAGGAAUUUUACAGCCCUUCAGUGACUGCCUCAGGGAGCCGCACGCAGGAAGUGAUGUCACAGACAAGCCCACUUUUCAUGCAGAGCAGCUGUAUACCUGGGCUCCAGUGGGUCACAAUGAGAUCAGAACACCUAGGCGAUUGCAAACACUGUGGCCUCCAGCCUCUUCCGUAGCACAGGAUGGAUCCACGGGGCAAUCUGGGGUCGUUCCGGAAGGGAGCUCUGUUUCCAUUCAGGAGCUUGAGAGAACGAUUGAAGAAUUACUUGCGGAAAUAUCGGAUGUGGAAAAACAGAAUAAACUUUUGGACAGCGCAAAGUUUGGAACAAGGGAUGGACAAGUGGCUGGUUUUAAUCAGACUAUUAAACAUUCGCAAAAUAAAGUAAAUGAACAACAAGUUUUCAAGCAUGCAAAAGCCAUUCAGACCUCGCCAGUCGAGGAAGCCUUCAAAUCUCCUUUAUUGCCUUUAUUAGACCAAUCACAGACUCCCAAAUUAAGUGACAGUGCUGCUUCGCCAAUGGAAUCGCCAUAUGUCUGUAGCUGCCAAAGAACCAAACAGGAAGUCCCUCCCUUUGUACCUCAACUGCUUCCUGUUGAUUCAAUUGCAAUAUCAGCUACACAACCUUCAGCAUCAGGUGUAUCGAUACCUCCUCCCCCGCCUCCAGCCCCACUCCCAGGUAUGCCUCCGCCCCCUCCUCCUACACUUUCAGGUAUGGCUCCACCCCCUCCUCCUCCACUCCCAGGUAUUGCUCCACCCCCUCCUCCACCACUCCCAGGUAUGGCUCCGCCACUCCCAGGUAUGACUCCACCCCCACCUCCUGGCUGUGGACCUCCACCUCCUCCUCCUGGUUUUGGGCCCCCUCCACCCUUCAUGGGAUUGAUGCCACCGGGCAUGGCUCAAGAGUCUGCCCCCCUGAAGGCUGUCAUUGAGCCUCCACAACCCAUGAAACCACUCUACUGGACCAGGAUACAGCUGCAUAACAAAAAGGAUGCCAGAAGUGCUUUGGUUUGGGAAAACGUUAAAGAGCCGUUGGUUGACUUUGACGAAUUUGUGGAGCUGUUUGCCAAAAGCGCAGUGAAGGAGAAGAAGAAGCCCAUUUCGGACACCAUAACAAAAUCAAAGGCAAAACAGGUUGUCAAGCUACUAAGUAACAAACGUUCCCAGGCAGUAGGGAUUCUGAUGUCCAGUCUUCAUUUAGAUAUGAAGGACAUCCAGAACGCCAUCUUGAACAUGGACUGCUCGGUGGUGGAUCUGGAAACACUCCAGGCUCUGUAUGAAAACAGGGCUCAGAAAGAAGAGAUGGAUCAGAUUGAGAAACACGUCAAGUCUUCAAAAGACAAAGAGAAUGUGAAACCUCUGGACAAACCGGAGCAGUUUCUGCUGCAGCUCUCUGCGGUUCCUCAGUUCUCCGAGCGAGUUUUCUGUAUUCUCUUCCAGUCCAGCUUUACCGAGUGUGUUUCAUCAGUUCAACGCAAGCUGGAAACCCUGCUGAGAGUCUGCACGGUUCUACAGUCAGGUCAGGGGGUUUUGCAACUACUAGGUUUGAUCCUUGCUUUUGGGAACAUUAUGAAUGGGGGAAAUCGAAGCAGAGGGCAGGCGGAUGGGUUUGCCCUUGAAAUCCUGCCCAAGCUGAAGGAUGUCAAGAGCAGUGAUCAUUCUCAGAGCCUCCUGUCCUACAUUGUUGCUUACUAUCUGCGACACUUUGAUGAGGAUGCAGGUAAGGAAACAUGCGUGUAUCUGCUUCCCGAGCCCCAUGAUUUGUUUCAAGCCUCGCAGAUGAAGUUUGAGGAUUUUCAGCGUGACCUGCGCAAGCUACGCAAAGAUCUAAAUGCUUGUUCAGCAGAAACAAAGAAGGUGUGUAAUGUGUCAUCUGAGCAGCACCUGCAGCCUUUUAAGGACAAAAUGGAAGAAUUUCUAACUCAAGGGGUAGCAGGGUGGGGUCCUCACCAAACGUCCCCCUCCUCAUCUCAGCCGCUUUGAUCUGGAGACUCAUGGGUCUCCUCCGCCUGGAUCUCCGGCUCUCAAAUGGGUGACAUGACCAUGGAAAGACCCCCUCAAUCAUCCCCGUCCCACCAUACUGCCUCCAGUUAGAGCAAACAGACAGAACUGGUAUAGGAAAAAAUAACUGCCAUUAUUUUUUGUUAUUUGUAAGAUUUUGAAACUCCAGGAGAGAAACCGUCUCUGGCUCCAGUGUGCGUCAACCACUACUGUUUAUUUUUCAGAGCAUGAAAUUAACUACAGAAAGGAAGACAAAGUGAGUGAGAAAGUGUGUUAGAGAGAGAGAAAGACUGAUGCUGUGCUGUUUGGUCUACGGUCAUUAUAUUUCUACCGUUUUUCUUUUCAAAACGGGGAACCAUUUCCACAGCCCUGGACACAGAGCCAAUGUGAUAAUCUAUUUACCGCAGUCAAAAUAAAGUUCACAUGCUUUUAACAGGUAGAUAGGGAAAAAAUAUAGAAUUGCAACCAGGUGAACCAUGUUAGUGUAUGAAAAAGAAUGUACUGUAUAGUAUUACUUUUCCAAGUAUAUUGUACUUUUAACUGCUGACCCUCUCUGUCGCUAAAGGAAGGGAAAACUUGAUUUAUACAUUUUCUGAGGGCAAUAUUAGAGGUGUUUGCCUGUGUAAAACACCACAAUGUCUUAGGUGGCUGCUAGGGAAUAGCUAUGGUCACUAGCUCAAGUCAAAGCAGUCUACCACCAAGUCUCCAUCUUUCUCUGGCUUCCAGAUAUUCUGGAUUCAGAUUCAGACUUUCAUCUUCUGUCACGUCUAUCCGUCAUAAUCUGUCAAGUACGUCGGAUCCCUUCCUCUAUAAGCAAUAGUAAUAGCGGUAGCGAUGAGUGCCAUGAACCAUUAAUGACCGAACAAAGUAUUUUUCUUUAUUGUAGUACUAUAAAUAUUUUCUAUUCAUUUAGUUAGCUUUACAACUCUGGUGUCUGUGGCCAACAAGAAGAACUGUAAACAGAGUUGAUUUGUGUGCUGGGGACUGGGUUGAAUAGAACAUUUGUCGAGUCAUUUAAAAACCUGUUAAGACACUGGGAUCUUGGGUCCAUUUCUUAGUGGAUCACAGGUGGGACUCUGCAAGCAUUUGAGAUGGAAGUAAAUGAAGUGACAUUACAGCUAAUGACUUUAGAGACCUGCUCAUCCUCUUUCAGAGAUAUUUUACCUUCUAAAUAAUGUAAAUGGAUGCGGAUCAGUGACUGUCGAGCCAAACGACAGAAAAGCACCAUAAACGUAUCAUAAAAAUACUUUGGCACGUUUCAAUAGAUUUUGUGUAUUCAUUACUAUUGCCAUAUUCACUUUUAUUGAACGGAAAACAGCAGUUUGGACAUUGUGCAAUACAGAUCGCCUUUCGUGUUUCGAGGAAGAACAUAGCUUUUGUGAGACGUGUGGGUGAGAGCGUAAAUGAUGACAGAUUUUGUUUUUCAGUUUUUGUGUGGCCUGUCAUCCUGUCAUCAAAGCUUAUGAAAAAAACGUUUGCACUGAGAAUGUUUGCAUGACAGCAAAUGUUUCAACACGAUGAACAAAAUAUUUCACAUUGUGGGAAAAAAAUAAUUGUUUUGUUUUGAAAUAACAAUCCUCUGAUAACCUUUCUGUGAUAACCUAUGUCAUACACUGACAAGCAGUACAAAUACAUAUUUUAGAAGUAAAACAAUCGACUCAUUUUGAAAAUGUCUCUGUCCUAU